CUUAAAUAUUAAUAUAUAUGUCACUUCCUAUAGUUAGCAAUAUAGAAAAAUAUAUUUAACUUUGAGGAAAACCGUCGACUCCAUACAUAUUUGAAAGGCAAAGCUAUCAACCACAUGGUUUAAUUCGAGAACUGCAUCAUGUCCUAACCAUGAUUAAGAAGCCAACGAAGCUUUCUUUACUAGUAGGCAGAUUAACAAAAGUUAAUGUCUACCCAGAAAAGCAUGAUGUCAGCAUCACCGUUGUUUAUUAUUUCAUUGAUCUGCUGCUUUAGUUCUCGUCAGCUCUCGCGUACUUAUUUCGAGUCACCUGCUGUGAAAUUCACACAGCACACUCAUAACUGUGUUUCUCUCUCUCUCUCUCCCCAUAUCUAGAGCUGACUAAUGUUAACUACAUACGCCCCACACAUUGCUAAUAAUUUCACCAGUUUCAUACAAACAUCUCUGACGAAGAACAAAAUAUCAACAACCAAUUCAUUGCUCGAACCUCUCAUUUCUACAAAACAACAGAACAGAGAAUGUCAAAAAUCAUUUUCUAAUUAAUAAUUACAAUAAAAUAUUAAUCAAGAAAAUGGGGGAAAAAAUCCCAUCUAAUUCAACUAGAAUCUGAAAAAUGAACAUCAGCUUUCUAUCCAACGUGCUAUCAAGAUCUCACGAAUAACAGCAGCAGAAUUCUUUCAAAGCCCACCGCUUACUUUCUGGCUUUUAUUUUAAGACAUGUCAGUCAGCUUUUUAACUACUACAUGCAGCCAAUGAAAUUUCCCACAAGUACAAUUCAUUGUUGGGCGAAGCACUGUAAAAAUAUAGUAGAAGUCUUUUGUGUGGAUUAUUAAAUGGACAUAACGGCGAUUUCCAGCAAUUCCUGCUGAAAAUCCAGUUGACCAAAUCGAAGAAGAUUGGCUAUUGUUGGCCACAUUAGAAACAUUGUGAUUAUAUAUAUAUUAGUAUUAUUUUAAAGAAACCUUUAUGAUGGCACUACUUCCCAAUUAAAAGAAUUAAAGAAAUCGUUUUCAUUCUUCUCGAGUGAUUCAUCUGGAUUGCAAGUCUACAAUGAAAUCAAUUUUAUCUCAAAGAAAACGAACAAAAGACAAAUUUAUUGGCAACAAUUAAAAUCGGCCGCUUUCUCCAGUUAAUAAUGUUCAUUCAGGACUUUAAUAAUCUAGAAGAAUGAGACAUUGUGACAAAAUUGGAGAAAAAAAUAUAUAAAGUAAAAGAAGAAAAAAAAUGAGAAGAUUUCUGUAACAUAUUGAAAAUGUUUUAUUUUAAUUGACUGUUAAUUAAGUAUUUGAUUUAUCAUGAAACAAGGAAUUGUUUCUGAAAGAGCAUGAAGGCACUUCCCUGAUGGAAUAUUUUGAGUACAGGGAAAGAGAUGAAAAUAUGUUAAACAAUUGUAGGAAAAUACUGCAAAAAGCGAACUACUUGGCUUUAAAAGAACGAUUUGAGUUUUAUAAUGAAAGAAAGUAGAUGUUAAAAACGAGCUCAGCAAUGGAUUAGGGCCUUCCACUCGGAUUACUAUCUUCCCCCCAUCAUCAAGUGUUGCUGCUGCUGCUUCUUGUACUGACACCACACCAACAUGGCAGUCAUUAGACGAUUGUGGAAAAGUUGGGUUAUUUAGCAGCUCUAUAUCACUGACGACGUUGAGUGGGGGAAGAGAAAGAAAGCGAGACAGCGUGAGGAAGGGUGGGAAUGAGAGAGAGAGAAGAUAUAAACAAGAGAGAGAACGAUAUAAAGCGAGAGAGAGAGAGUGGCAGCUUUUUAUCGGCGACGCUGAGUGAUAGAAGAUAUAGAGAGUAAACGAGUGAGGGAAAGAAAGAAAGAGUAAAAGCUAUAAUGAGAGUGUGACAGUAGCUGCUGCUACUACUCCCCUUUACCUACCGACCGAAACUCAGGCAGGCAGACAGACAGUCGGACAGAAUGAGUAGAUGCUUGAGUGAGAUGCUCCGUUGGCUAGCAUGACUGCUUCAUGAAUAUGUAAGCAGCACCAACAGGAACAAUUUACCGUCGCCACUAUUACUCUGCUGUUUCUGUUGGAACAGAGAGAGAGAGAAAGAAAGAGACAGAAACUAAUAGAAUAUUACUUCUUAGUCGUCUUCGAUUAAAAGACAAACGAGAGUUUGAGUGCGAGGAGAUAGAUAUAAGGGAUAUUUAAAGUAUCACCCCCUGGUCCUGCUGUUGUUUUCCUUCUCGUUGCCAGCACCUUGCAACCAAACAAUCUUAUGGAUGUCUACAUGUUUACCAAGUUGCUUCCAAGAAUCCUUUCCUUCUAUAGGAUCUCCAAUGCUCCUUUUCCUGUUCUAUACAAUGAAUUAAUCCAAUGUUUGGAUUGAACACUUAUUAUGGGACGAAGUUUACAACCAUUAAGGUUCUGUAACCUAUGUGAAUUCUCUACCAGAAACAAAUAUUUUUUCAAGAGGCAUAUAAAUUUUUGUCGGCGUCGAAACAGAAACAAGGAAUUCUUAACAGGCUCCCUUCCUCCCCCUAGCACAAUUUCCGAAGACACAAUGGCAUCUACACCAGAGUUAGAAGAGGUUCCAGUUGUUGUAAAAAAUGAUACUUCUAGUCAAGAAAUUCAAGAUAUUGAUGAAGCUUCCAUGGAUAUGGAUGAUGGCUCUCUCAUUGAAAGUAGUCCUAUGAAUCAGUCCUCGUAUGAUGAAUAUCCAGAAAUCUCUGGGAGUUCAUCGUCAGGUGGAAUCUUGCCACCACCUAAUGUUUGUCGCAAUUAUCACUGUCAGGAAUGUAGUUUCACAACUACUAAGUCGAAAAUGUUUUUGUAUCAUCAAAUCGAUGUGCAUGGUGCAAAUUUUAAUGUUUUCCCUUGUGACUUCUGCGAAUAUGCUUCUCGCUGGAAGCACAAGCUCUUGCGACAUAAGGAAAAGGCUCACAAGGCAACAGUGACAAUGGAAGAGCUGCAACCCGAAUAUACAGCUACUAAAACUUCUCCAGCACCUAGUUCUCCAAAACCUAAAAAGCCAUCUCCAGCACGAUAUACAAUAUCAAAUCGGGCAGCAAAACUCAAGCGAUCUCGAGCCCAAAUUGGGAAGAAUAACAACUUAGAUUCUUGUUCAAUGUAUAUUGAAAAAUUAAACACUAAUUUUAAUGGAAGUUCAGUUUUCAAAUGCAAACUUUGCUUAUAUACAAGCAAAACUCGAAUGCAAGCUUACAAACAUGUUUAUAGCUGUCACAUAAAGGCAAAAGUGUUCAAAUGUAAGUUGUGUAAUUUUAGCACAGAGAAAAAGAUAGAUUUUUAUAUUCAUAAAAGCAAACAUACAAACGAAAAUUUUUACCAGUGUAAAGAAUGCUUGUAUGGAACAACCCUGAAAACAAAUUAUGAUCGACAUAUGUUGAAUCAUGAAAUGACUUCAGCUUUUACUUGUAACUUAUGCACGUACUCUAGCCCAAAUGAAGGAGCAUUGAAACGCCACCUUACUAACCACCAUUCAAACAGUGAAGAGAAUGUGUCGUUGAUAGUCAGCAGUACCAGUACAGCGGCAGCAGAUACUAAACCACGAGAUGUUAGAGAUUCAACCAUUGAAACCUUUUCACCGGAGACUAUUGUAGAAUCAGCAGUCCCAACAAAAUUUGUUGAUCAGAUUGAAAAAGAAGAUGAUGGUGUCAUCGCCGAUGAUGAUGAAGACGAAGAAGACGAAGACGAAGGCAGAAGGCGAACAGUGGAAGGUCCCUCUCAUCAUCGUUAUACUAAAAGUUUUUGUUACCGAUGUCUAAUAUGUGGUCUGAAAUAUAAAAGGUCUCCAGAUAUGAAUCGUCAUAUGAAAUUAAAGCAUAACAUUUGUUUGCAAGAAUUUAAAAAACUUGAUCUUGACAAACAGUAUCGAAUGUUGAAUUCUGUUGAUAAGAAAGAUGAUGCUAAUGACAAUGGUUAUGAGGAUGAUUACGGGGCACCGUUGGAUCUGUCCAUUAAAACUAUGCGUAGUGUUUUCAAUGUGAGUAAGACAAAAUUAAAAUGUACCUAUUGUUCUUACAUAGCAAAAUGGCCUUGUGAUCUACGACGACACAUGGCUGUACACUCAAUUGAUAAAAGAUACAAGUGCCAUUUAUGCAUGCGGAAAUAUAAGUAUUUUGGUGACCUCAAUGUUCAUGUUCGGCGGGACCAUGACAUUGAGCCUGAUAAAGCUCUCAUAGAAAAAGUGACAACAGUCCAGAAAAAGAAAUCCUCUCCAACCAUUUUCAAGUGCCCAUCUUGUUCAUUCACAUCAAGUUAUAAAUCUGAAAUAGACCGCCAUUCUAAAUUGCACGACGGGAAUAAACCAUACAAGUGUAAACUGUGCAAAUACCAAAGCCAUUGGAAAGGAGACAUGAAUCGGCAUUUGUACCGUCAUCAUCCCAGUGAAGUGCAACAAGAAGAAGACAUAAAGAAUUUGGUGAUCUACCAGAAAAUAAUCAAUAGCGAAAUGAUGUCAACCACAAAAUCAAUUGUGACACCAUCAUCAUCGUCAACAUCAUUGUCAUCAUCCUUAGUUACCACAUCUUGUGACACAUCUACUGUAUCUGUACCUGCUACUGUUGCAACUAUCACUUCUACAUCUACUUCAUCUUCAUCUGCCACAACAACAACAAGCACUACCAUUUCAAUUAUUUCUCCCAUAUCUUCAACUGAUGACACUAAGGAUUUGUCUAACACAAAGCAGGAAGAAACUACGGAUGACAAAUCGAUUCUGCCUUCAGAGUGUGGCAGUGAUAUGGAAACAAGCAAACUUAAUGAGGAAACUCCUACUUUAAUAUCUGACUCGUCUAUGGUCGAAGGUAGUUCUUUAGAGAGGUCAGCUGAAGGUGUAUCCACAGCUUUUACUGAAAUUUCUGAAGAGACCAAUCAAAAAGAGGUUCUCGGUCCAUUUCUGUGUAAUUACUGUGAUUUUUCUGCUCCUGCCCCUUCAAAGCUGAAGGCACAUCUUGCAACCCACUGGAAUCUAAAGAAAUUUAAAUGUCCCAUUUGUGGCAAGAGAUCCAACUGGAAAUGGGACAUCCGUAAACACAUACGCAAAGAACAUCCUGGUCAAAAUGAUGAUGUUAUUGUAAUGUCUGAACAAGAAGCUGAAGCAACAGUUCUAAAGUAUAUGGAAACAAUGCCGACUAAUCGCAGGGAACACCAGCUAAAUGUAGCUAUGUUAAAGCCGAAAAAGCUUUUUAAAUGUUCCCAGUGUAACUUUCAAUCAGCAUUUCGGUGGACUGUGCUUAAGCAUCUGAGAAGUGAUCACUCUAACCAGUCUGGAAUUUUAGGUGAUAAUCAAGGUGUGGAGAAUGUCCUGGGAAACUCUGAUAACCAUAUAAUUAAUCAGAUUGACAUUGAUGAAAGUAUUGUAAAAAUUGAACCAGGCACCACCCCACCUAAAUCUUCGUCAGUAUUAUCAAUAUCAUCGGCAAAAUCUACAAGUCCAGGUAACUUUGUAGCUAAGCCGACUGUUGUUUCCAGCAGCAACAUGCCAGUUCUUAGUGUUCCAGUUAUCAGCAAACUGAAGGGAUCGAAAAAAGACACUAAAUCCUCUUCAGAUAAACCUUACAUGUGCCCUCUUUGUGGCAAGCGGACAACUUUCCGAGGUGAUGUUCGCAAACACUAUCGAUAUAUGCAUCCAGGUGAAGAAAUUCGAAUACUCUAUGUUGGGAGUUUGUCCAAUGAAGAAAUCUUAACAAGAACAAAUGAGAUCAAAUUGACCAAUCCUUAUAUAUCUCCCAUUAAGAAAGAGAAAAUAUCCACUUCUCAGACUACAGAGAAACUUUCUGACAUAAAUAUACAUUCCUCUAAGCAAAGUCCCACCGAUACCACUUUAAUUCUUGCCUCUGAUAAAUUGAAAGACACUCCGGAGCAUACUACUGCAUUAGAGGCAUUGUAUAGUAACCCUAAACGAGUUGGUUAUAUAAAACCAUUCAAGUGUUCUGCUUGUGGACGAAGGUCCAACUGGAAAUGGGAUCUUAAGAAGCAUAUUAGAGAACGUCAUCCAGAAGGUGGCUAUGUUAUUGUGAUGGAAGAAGAAGAAGCUCGGCUAUCUUUGUUAGCCGAAUGCUAUCCUAACCACCCCCUUGUUACUAAACAAAAGGAUGGCCCUGCAACUUCUGAUGAGUUCUCUUCUAGUUCCCUAACUCUAGUUACAUCUGCAGCUCAAAGAAAUGCUCAGAAAUUGUGGCGCCAAUUUGAAUGUUCUGGCUGUGGCUACAAGUCAAAUUGGAGAAGUGAUGUUUACCGACAUAUUAAGAGAAGGCACAACAACAAUCGCAGCAAGGUGAUGUGUAUUGAUCACAAGGUCAGCGACUACCCACCACCAUUUUAUUUCAAAUUCAAGAAGAGUGAAGGGUGUUAUGAAAAGAAAACAGCUGACAAGUUAACUCACCUUGACAUGACUCCUGACACCGAGUCUCCAUCAGCUAACAAUUCUAUAACCAAUUCCGAGGCAACCGCUACACCUGACCAAACUCCUCGGUCAGAAUCCAUAACAGAUCUUUCUUCAUCUUCAUUACUUGGACAUGGUAAAAUGUGGAAAUGUAACAAGUGUACAUAUCGUCACAAGGACAAGAUGCUUGUGUUACGGCACUUGACAUCACAUAAAGUUAAGCCAUACAAAUGCAAACUGUGUGGGCAUUCUUCAAAUUAUCGCAGUGCCCUCUAUCGUCAUUUAAGACAGAAGCAUGGGUGUAAUGAUUACAGUCUUUGUAAAUUAAGCAUUUCUUAUUCAGCUGACAGUGAAAUAGGUGCUGCAUCUGGUGAAGAGAAUGAUACUGAUAUAGGGGACUUAAUGGACUUGUAUACAUGCAAGAUUUGUAAGUUUCAGUCAACUUGGAAAGCUUGUCUCUAUAGACAUCUCCGUGAGCGCCAUGGCACUACCGAUUAUAACAAUUGUUAUAUCAAACUGAAAUCAACUCAAGAAGGGGAAUUAGAAGAAGAUCUUGGCUCUGUUGACAUUCAAGAGCCGAUUCCCGAGCGUAUAAUAGACAGACCUCUAAAUAAAUUCCAAUGUAAUGUGUGUCCCUAUUCAACAAAGAAACCAACCUUGCUCAAAUUCCAUAUGAGUUAUCAUAAACCCAGAGGACAGAACCGUUUUAAGUGUAAGUUCUGUCCAUAUUACGUUUGUGCAAGACGACUACUUAAUCAACAUGUUCGUUUGCAUUCAAAUGAACAUGCCAAAAGUAAAGUUGGUUCUAAACAGGCUAAUGUUUCUCUUAAGACAGAUGAUUUUUCAUCAUUAAAUAUCAAUAUUGCUCCAAGAGUCCCUAGUACUAAAAGAAUGAAAUUCACUUGUGAAAAGUGUCCCUAUGCUACCAACAGUAAGAAUGAUUUUCUCUAUCACAAACAAUUCCAUCGUGUGAAACUCUCCAAUUCCACUGCUUUCAAGUGUGACUAUUGUGAUUACUGGGUCAGCCAUCGGCGUCUACUUAAACAACAUCUUCGUUUGCAUAUUGACCCAGAUCAAUUAUCACCAGUGAAGACCGAGGCCACAGAUGUUCAACUCUUGUAUGAUGCUGUUGAAAUAGCGUCAGUAAAACAAAAGCUUAUAGUAUCUAAGAUUUUGCCAAGUUUAUCUCAGCCUGAAAACUCUGAUUCAGCCAUAAAAAUUGCAGCCCGUUAUGCAAUAUUUGGCAAUAAACCUGGAUAUAUUUUGAAGAAUGGGGUGUACAAAAAGCUGCUAAAAUGUUCGAAAUGUCCCUACACGAACAUUCGUAACAGAAAUUUGCGCCUCCAUGAGUUAAUGCAUGGCCGUCGGUCAUCUGGUCAUCCACUUUUGAAAUGCCCACAUUGUGAUUAUUUUGUUGGCUCCAAAGGUUUGUUAUCCCAUCAUCUGAAAGUUCACCAGCAUCAGUAUGUUCCUGAUCUGAACGACAACACAAUAUCGGAAUUGGAGCAGUUAGAAGGCAUUUCUUUAGAACCUGAUGAUGACCUCAAUGAUAAAAGUGACAUGGAGAUUUCUACAGAAAGCAAAGUUGAUGCGCUUUUGGAAAUUGCUCAGUUUAAGAAAUUUUGCUGUGAGAAGUGUCCCUAUGCUAGUGCUAAACGUACGCAUUUUGAGCGGCACAUUGAGUUACAUGGAAGCAAACAGCAUUACACUUGCGAAUAUUGUGACUACAGUGUUCCCUCAAAUAACUUACUUGUACAGCAUCGUAAACUUCAUUUCAGUCCAAACCCAAAUCUUGUUGCGACUCAGUCGAUAUCAAACCUUCAGCGUCUGCCUGAAAUACCUGCUGAUGUAGCUCUUGCAAGUGCAUUACCUCCUCUUGAUUCUAAUGAUCCUGUGCCUUUGAGUGUGACACACGACCACUUAGAUCUAUAUGAACAUGUCCAACCUGAAAAGGAAGACUCAGAUAUUGUUAAAAAGGUGUAUCAUUGUGACCGUUGUCCCUAUUCAAACACACGUCGGGACCAUAUGGUAACACAUUUAAGGUUCCAUGUAGUACGGAGUGAACUUGCUUGUCCCUAUUGCGAUUAUACUGUUUCAAAAAAUCAUCUCCUUGCUCAACAUGUUCGAGUUCAUUUUUGUCCUCUGCCUGAACUGUCCAAUUGGUUAAAUGAAAACGGCCAGAAGGACCGUGUUGACCAGUCAAAAGAACAGGACUUGUCAGAAGCCCUUCGUGUCGCACAGCUCUACCAACAGAUGAAUCCUACGACUGUGAAAAAUGAAAAUGAUGAAUCGAAGGACAAAGAUGAUUCUCAGCUGGAGGAUCCACUAAGUACAGUUUGUCGGUACUGUGAUCGAUCUUUCUCAGAUACACCAGCCGUUCUCAAACACGAACGUCAACAUUUGAUAGGCAACCAAUUUGAUGCUUUUGCACGCCAGUCUCCAGGUUUGGAACCAGCAACUGCAGUUGCCUCUGGUUAAAAUAUAUAGAUUUGGACAUUAUAUUGGCAAUAUUUCUGAAAUGCUGACAAAUACCAUAGAAAUAUGCUCCCCCGACUCACUUUUGAAUCCUGGCUGUAGCUGUUCUGCUUCUCUUUGCGUCACUCAGUCCUUGAGAAAGGAAUGAAUACCAUUCCUGUUUCGUUGGUUUUAUAAAUAAAUUUAAGGCUUUCUGCCUUUCUACACAAGAAAAUUUAGAACGGGGAUUCUGAGCAUUUCAAACAAGAUUUUGCUCACUUCAUUGAAAAAUCUGUUUUUUUUUUUUUAAUUAAUUUAUUUAUAUAUUUUUUAACUUCCAAGAUAUGCAGCUCACUGUUAUGUUUUUGUAAAGCUGUUUUUAGAUAUUUUAUACAAUUAAGACACUUUGAAAAAACAAACUAAAAGCAAACCACCCAUUUUUUUUUUUUUUUUAAUAAAACACACCAAUCCUUCUAUAAUAGUGUUGGUUGGGAAACAACCCCCCCCCUAUUAAAAUUGAAAUAAUUGAUAUUUAAAACAAAUGAAUGACAAAAGAGAAGAAUAAUUAAAUAUUAACAAUCUAGGUUUCAUUUUCUGUUAUUUGUCGAUUGUUGAUAGUUCUGAUUGCAAUUUCCUUGUAUUAUUUUCAUGAAAGAAAUCAAGAAUGUCAACAGUAAACAAUAUAACGGUAGUCCCUGUAAUAUCUAACAUAGAUGCUUAUUGCAUUAUAUAUAUAUAUAUAUACUUUGGUUUCCUGGGUUAAAAAGCAAUUAUCACACACUGAAUUGACAAAGUUAGUUUUUCUAUUGAAAUAGGAAGGUGGGGAUUAUUGAGGUCUGUUUACAAUUCUUACAUUGGAACAAAAUCAGGAAAUAAUGAUUGACACAUUGUUGUAUUAUCAGUGCUUGGAAGAAGAGACAUUUUUGCAAAUAGUACAGUAUGAUCAAUAUUUAACAGUUUCUCUUGUGAGAAAACCUAUGUUUUUCUAACUAUAUUGACAAACUUUACUCCAAAUAUAUAUAUUUUUGGCUGAUAUUAGACCAAGCUUGCUAGCCAUUAACAAAGCUUCUGACUCAGAAUAUUCUUUUAAUGUCUUAGAAUCAUAAAUUUCUAAUUGUUUUAUCAUACUACGCUCUACUAAAUUCUUGUUUAAUUUCAAGGUGGUGCCCCAGCAUGGCCACAGUCCAAUGACUGAAGGAAGGAAAAGAUAAUAGAUACUUUAAAAAAAUAGUUUUUUUAUUUCUGAUUUUUAAUUAAAAAAAAUUUUUUUAACCCUGUUAAACUACCUCCAAAAAUUGGGGUUUAUGAAUGAAAGGGAAGUUAUAUAUUUAGAAUUGUCAUCUCUUAAAAAUAAAAAUUAAUUUCAAAAGAACUUAGUACCAUUUUGGUGAUAUUAAAAGAGGGAAAAGAGUAACAUUUCUUCAAGAUUUCACAUCAGUCUUAGAUAUUUAUUUCACAUAAUAAUGAAUUUUUUAAUUCUUUUCAAUUUUUUUUUUCCAUUAUUUUCCCUGAGUCAAUAGGAGGAGUUAUGGAUCUCCUGCUUAGCUUUGUACAAAGAAUCUACAUUUUCUUCAUCAUUAUAUUGUUAUUAGAACUGAUCUCAGUUUGAUAAACUGUGGGCGACUGCUUGUUGCCAAGUAAAUUAUUCAAGUUUUAAUUGAUAUGCAAAUUCUCAUAGAAGUUUCGAGUUUAAUACACUGCUUCUGUCUUUAUUCCUUCAGCAAAUGUAUCAGAACUUUAUGAUGAAGAAUGAUCGUCUUUAAAUUUCACCAUUUUCUUUAUACUUUCAUGUAAAUAUUUCAUAUUGUAUUCAUCAAAUAUAGACUAGAAAAAAAUGUUAAUACUUUUUCUUACUGCAAAAUGACUUUGUUUUUAUUAAAUAAAAUUGAUUAUAAUUGAUAUUAUUUUUUAUAUCCAAGCAUA
Octopus bimaculoides (California two-spot octopus) is the source of this 10715-nucleotide messenger RNA. RefSeq lists its product as uncharacterized. Gene Ontology annotation, cellular component: nucleus. NCBI's taxonomy places the organism in Eukaryota, Metazoa, Mollusca, Cephalopoda, Octopoda, Octopodidae. The record is from RefSeq and is a predicted model, not a curated record. Gene Ontology annotation, biological process: positive regulation of transcription by RNA polymerase II.